Messenger RNA from Fusarium fujikuroi IMI 58289, 837 nucleotides. RefSeq lists its product as uncharacterized. Lineage: Eukaryota; Fungi; Ascomycota; Sordariomycetes; Hypocreales; Nectriaceae. The transcript has 2 exons. Gene Ontology annotation, molecular function: catalytic activity. Bases 1 to 837 code for a protein of 278 amino acids. The record is from RefSeq and is a predicted model, not a curated record.
AUGUCAGAAUUCUAUACUCAAGUUCAACUCAGCGACGGAGUCAAGCUCAACGUCUGCAUCCUCGGAGCUGGGAACAAAUCGAAACCCUUAGUAAUCUCUCUCCAUGGGGCUCCAGGACUCUCGUCACACACUGGCAUAAAAGAAGACUUCAAGUUUCUUGCAAACAGGUUCCGAGUUCUCGUGUACGAUCUUCGGGGCAGUGGAGGCAGUGAGGUCAAGGGACCUUUCACCGAUGAGCAAGCUUGGGUGGGAGAUGAAAAGUUCAUCCUUGCUGGGGGGUCUUACGGUGGCUUCCUUGCGCUGAACUACGCCCUCAACUACCCAAACCGUCUCCUAGCCUUGAUACUUCGUAACACCUGGGCAUGUGGCCCCCAAGGCACGCACCGCGCCCUAGCAAACAUCCUCCUAUCCAAACGGAUUAAUCCCGACCCCAUGCGCCAAGUAAGGCUCUGGACCGGUAGCGUUCAAAACCAAGACGACGUAGAACAAGGCAUGGCUGAGAUUGUCACCAUCUACACCCCAAAAGAUAGCCCGGAGCCUGAAAACUUUGAAGGUGCGAGCACUGAACUUUGCUGGGAGGUUCACAACGCUGCGUUUUCUUGGUCACAGCCUCGUUUUGAUGUAAGGUCCAGGCUGUCUGAGAUCAACGUUCCGACCUUGGUAGUUGUUGGAAGGCUUGAUAUCAUUUGUCCCGUUGAAGAGUCUGAGAUGAUCCAGAGGCGUAUUAAGGGUAGCGAGCUUGUUGUUUUUGAGAAGUCAGCUCAUAAUCCUGCUACUGAUGAGCCGGAGAAGUUUCGGGAGGUUCUCUCGGAUUUCCUUGGGAGGCUUGCAUGGUAA